Gasterosteus aculeatus aculeatus (three-spined stickleback) is the source of this 3451-nucleotide messenger RNA. The record is from RefSeq and is a predicted model, not a curated record. NCBI's taxonomy places the organism in Eukaryota, Metazoa, Chordata, Actinopteri, Perciformes, Gasterosteidae.
GGAGGGGGCGAAAUCAUCCCAUCGCGGCAAGGCGCUGCUGCUGCUGCUGCCGCUGCUGCUGCUGGGAAGCCGCGUGUAACGGGGAGAAAAUGCUGAAGUUCUUCUCCGCGCGGGAUGACGAGAAUGAAAGCCUCCUGGGGGCAGUAACCGAGGAUGAAGGAGACAAUCUGUCUCUCCGGGACACCAAGCGCCACUGGCUGAACCGACCCUGCGUGCUGGUGCUUAAAGAUGGCGACGUCUCCAAACCGGGUUUGGGUUGUGGGCAAAUAAGACCAGAAUCCCCGUCUAAGGCUUCGUCUGACGCGUCCGUCACAAACGGCUCGGGGCCAUGUGAGGAGAAGCCAUCCGAGCAUCCUGCCAAAACCGCUCCACCCUCCCGGCUGGAGGAAGGCAGCUGCACCGUGACCGCCAUCUCCAUGUGGGGGGAGAGUUGUUUCAGGGAGUCUCCCGGGCCACUGGUGCUGAGCCCUGCAGAGGCAGCGUGGCCGGAGGUGGAGGAGGAGGAGGAGGAAGAAGAGAAGGAGGCUGCAAAGGAGGAGGAGGAGGAGAGGAAGAAGAAAGAAGCCCCAGGAUCUUCCCUCGAAGGAGGAGUCCGUGGUUGAGGAGAAGGAGCUGGAGGAGAGCAGGCUGGAGCAGCAAGAGCAGUCCUGCGGCUCGGAGGCGACAGGACCGCCCGCCGCUCCCUCGCGCGACGAGUCACGUGACAGGUGGUCCAAGGAGCUCCAGGGCCAGUUCAAGGCCCUCGGAUGUAACGGAGGAGAUGAGACGGGCAGGGCCCAGGCGGCCGGUGGGGAGGGAGCAAUGGGCGACUGUGCAGCUUCUCCUCCGGACCCCGACAACGAGCUGAGCCCCGCCGGCAUUCUGUCCAAGGACCGGGGCGCCGUCCUCGGCGAGGUGGCCCCCGUGUGGGUCCCCGAUGCUCAGGCGCAGGUCUGCAUGAAGUGCGGGGUCAAGUUCACGUUUACCAAGAGGAGGCAUCACUGCCGCGCUUGCGGGAAGGUUUUUUGUGCGCUUUGCUCCAACCUGAAGUUCAGGCUUACACAUCUGGACGGCAAGGAGGGACGAGUUUGUGUUUCCUGUCAUUCAACCCUGGACAAAAGGACACCUCCAAGGGGAAGAAGGAGGGUGUGGUUUGCAGAUGACAUCCUCCCCAGCGGGCAGUCGGAGUCUGCUCCGACCUCGCCCGUCAGAGGGGCCUCGCCGCUGAUGAGACGGGCGCUCGGCGGCCUGGUUGGAAGUCCUGUGAGUUCACCGCAGACCAGGAGAGCCUCUCGGCCACACAGGACGGGCGCCAACGAGGCCUGUGGUCCGUACGGCUGGGGCACCGCGGCUUUAGUGGGGAGCUCUGCCAACCUCAUCCCGCUGGAAGGCCUGCCACCCAUCCUCACCUCCACGGGAGUCAAAGGAGAUUAUACUGUGGAGGAGCAGCCCUCUGAGAUGCUGCUCAUCCAGGAGCUGGAGAGUGGCAGGCCCAAACCCCUGGUGUUCGUCCUCAACGCCAACCUGCUGGCAAUGGUCAAGCUGGUCAACUAUGUGAACAGGAAGUGCUGGUGCGUGACGACAAAGGGAAUGCAUGCCGUGGGCCAGGCGGAGGUGGUGCUGCUGCUGCAGUGUUUGCCUGAAGAGAAAAGCUUCCCCAAAGACAUUUUCAGCCACAUCAUCCAGCUGUACAGGGACGCCCUCACAGGUCAGAGCCGCACGCAUGAAAUGCUGACGUACUGGAAUUUCCAACGAAAGAGCACUGCGGGCUUCCUGUACCUGCGCUCCACCCUCCAGUCCCUUCAAGGUCUGCCUCUGCCGAACCAGCCGUACCUCUUUGGCCUGCUGGUCCACAGAGCAGAGGUGGCCUGGGCCAAAGCCUUUCCCUUGCGCCUCGUGCUGCGAUUGGGGGCCGAAUACAGAUUUUACCCGUGUCCUCUGUACAGCGUGCGCUCAAGGAAGCCCCUGUUUGGGGAAAUUGGCCACACCAUAAUGCGACUCUUAGUGGACUUUAGGAAUUACCGCUACAGCCUGCCGAUGGUGCCGGGGCUCACUGUGGAUCUAGAGGCUCAGAGGACCUGCAUAAAGAUCCCGACCACUGGGUAUAAUGAGCUAAUGAAGGCAUUGAAUAAGUCAAACGAGCACGUGCUGGCCAUCGGGGCGUGCUUCAACGAGACUGCAGACUCCCACCUCAUCUGCGUGCAAGGAGACGACGGCCAGUACCAAACCCAGGCCAUCAGCAUCCACAACCAGCCACGCAAAGUUACUGGAUCGUGCUUUUUUAUAUUCAGCAGUGCGCUGAAAGCGUCUGCAGGAUACCUCGCCAAGUCCAGCAUCGUAGAAGACGGGCUGAUGGUGCAGAUCACCGUGGAAACCAUGGCCGAGCUGCGCCGCUCGCUGCGGGACAUGAAAGACUACUCCGUCACCUGCGGACGGCUCGACCAAUCGGACAGCCAGGAGCUCGUGUGUGUCCAGUGGGUGGAGGAGAAAUGCUUGGUGAAUAAGGGACUCGUGAACACCAUCGACGGGAAAUCCAUGGAGUCCAUCUGCAGCACGAAGAUGUUUCAGAAGUCAGAAUACAAAGAAAACGGAAAGAUCAUCCGCUGGACAGAAGUGUUUUUCCUGCAGAGGGGGCAUCAGCCCAAGGGGGGGGCGAGUGACUCUGCUGAACACGACCGGUUAACGGAGCGGAUCGCUCGGGCCUUUUGCCUGGCGCUGUGUCCUCACCUCAAACUGCUCAAAGAGGACGGGAUGGCCAAGCUGGGGCUGCGUGUCGCCUUUGAAUCCCAAGAGGUGGGAUUUGUGGCUGGGAGCAACGGGCUUCCCCUCCCGGCUCAGUACCUGAACGCCCUGGACAGCGUGCUGAUCCCAGUCAUACACAGCAGGGGGCGCAAGAGGGGCGACGAGCCCAUCGUGAUGGAGUUCAUCUUUUACAUCCUGGAGAACAUCACUUAAGAGAGACACUCUCACUCCACUAAUUUCAUCUCUUCAAACCCCCGACCACAACUCCGUCCCUGGCACUUCUCAUCACUGCUGCCGACGGUUUCAGGGCAAUAAGAGCAUUGGAAAGAGGACGAACCGCACCACAUCCAGGGUCUGCAUUCAUCUCAUCUCCUCACCAGUAGAGAGAAGUGCUCAGUGGUUUUUUUUUCCUCAUCUCACCCUGCAGCAGACAAUCUGGGUACGCAUGAAGCCUGGGAUGGGCCAUCAGAUCACUGUACAUUGUACAGCAGUAGCAACUUCAUCGCUUGAUAUCGUCCAGGUCGUAAUGUCCAAUGCCGCCCCCCCCCCGGGUGGAGGAUUCCUUUAGCCCCACAGUGUGAAAGCAAAGAGAAAAGGACUUAGUGAACAGUAAAUCUGCAGCAAUCUAAUGCACAGAGCGAAUGCCUAGAGGAUGUUUUCAUACCAGUUGUAUUUUACCUGAUUGCUCAUGAAAUGUAAUGUUGGCCUGGAAUUAAACUUGCAACAGUUA